Sorex fumeus (smoky shrew) is the source of this 870-nucleotide messenger RNA. It is a transcript of the gene CUNH19orf38, whose product is annotated as chromosome unknown C19orf38 homolog. Bases 68 to 733 code for a protein of 221 amino acids. The transcript is spliced from 7 exons. NCBI's taxonomy places the organism in Eukaryota, Metazoa, Chordata, Mammalia, Eulipotyphla, Soricidae. The record is from RefSeq and is a predicted model, not a curated record.
UGACCUCACAGACCGACUUGGCCGCGGGCCGAGAGCUGCAGGAGCCCGGCCACUCUCGGACUGGGCGAUGUCCUGGACAGUGCUGUUCCUGGUGGCCGGCUCCCUGGCCAUCCCGGCGCCGUUCAUUGUGCUGGUGCCCCCACACCCCAGCAGCCACGAGGACCCCAUCCACAUCGCCUGCGUUGCCCCUGGCUUCCCUGGCGCCAACUUCACGCUCUACAGUGGCGGGCAGGUGGUCCAGCUGCUCCAGGCCGCCGCGGACCAGUUCCGAGUGACCUUUAACCUGAGCGGGGGCGGCCUCGAGGCCCCAUUCCAGUGCCAGUACCGGGUGCUGGGGGAGCACGCGCAGCCGCAGGUGUCGGACCUCAGCGCACCCAUGCACGUGACCUACCCAGUGCCCGCCUGGAUGCUGGCCGUGGUGCUGAGCCUGGGGGGAGGCAUCGUGCUGGUGGCCGGGCUUGUGGCUGUAGCCUUGGUGGUCAGGAAAGUUAAAAUGAAAAAUUUGCAGAAGAAAAGGGAGCGUGAAUCCUGCUGGGCGCAGAUUAACUUCAUGAACUCAGACUUGACAUUUGACAACUCCCUGUUCACCAUCAGCUCUAAAACAGCUUCAGAUGAGGACGCGUUCCCAGGCUCCACAGUGACACCAGGGGACUCUGGGCCACGGCGGAGGCCGACCUCCACUUCAUCCUCGCCUGAGCCCCUCGAAUUCCGCACUUUCCAGAGCUGCCAGUGAGACCGAGGCUGGCAGGGGCCCGCCUGCACACUGACUCUCUGAGCGCGCCCAGGUGUGUUGGAUGGACCCACCCUCGUUCCAGCUACUUUGGGGCUCCGGCUCCAAGGACCCUUUUCUUGGACAGUUGGAGAGAUGAA